Messenger RNA from Mya arenaria, 432 nucleotides. RefSeq names its product serine protease inhibitor Cvsi-2-like. The transcript has 3 exons. The coding region runs from base 43 to 342 and encodes 99 amino acids. Lineage: Eukaryota; Metazoa; Mollusca; Bivalvia; Myida; Myidae. The record is from RefSeq and is a predicted model, not a curated record.
UUCUGGUAUCAGACUGAAGUCAUUUUCAAAAUAGUGACCAAAAUGAAAGCUGUGAUCUGCCUUCUUGCUGUAGCCCUUGUGGUGUGUGUGACUGGCCAGCAGGUAGGUCCUGAAACGUGUCAACAUGCAGCCGACUGUCGGGAAACAGUUUGUCAUACGGAGCACGGAUGGUUUUUGCAUUGUGCUAAGGGAUACUGUUUCUGCUCGCACGAUACAUAUACAGGCAAGAAUUGUACUGACGGCUCGGUGGCCACCUGCAUCGCAACACACGGAACUCGGUGUCAAGAUAAUGGCCUUCGCUGGCACUGCCUUGACGGGGUUUGCCACUGUGCAAGAAUCUAAUCACAGGAUGUUCGUCAGUGCUUCGAAUAUUUACGCACGGGUUGAAUUUUGAAUGUACGCUUAUCCAAAAAUAAAUCAAGAAGUCAUGUU